Messenger RNA from Amaranthus tricolor (Joseph's coat), 1886 nucleotides. RefSeq names its product protein BREVIS RADIX. The record is from RefSeq and is a predicted model, not a curated record. Bases 500 to 1561 code for a protein of 353 amino acids. The transcript is spliced from 6 exons. Lineage: Eukaryota; Viridiplantae; Streptophyta; Magnoliopsida; Caryophyllales; Amaranthaceae.
UUUCUUCUUGUUUCCUUCUUUGUUUGCUUACUCAGUUAUUCUUCUUCUCCUUUACUAAAUAUUCAAAAAUACACUUCCUUAAUUUAAUGAGAAUAUUUGGUAAUUUAAAUUUCCUUCCAUUUUUAUAAUAAACCCAAUUUGGAAAAUCCGUGGGUAGAAUUGGGAUUCAAGAGUGAAUUUAAUCGACGUCAUUUACAGAAAAAAGAGCGAAGAGAACAGUGAAUGUUGGUUGCUUCAGAGGUGUAGCGUGUGCAAAGUCAUUUUCGUCCUUUCGACAUUAAACUGUGGAAUUUUCUAUAUGUUAUUGAAAAUUCAAAACAAUAAAAAAGGGAAAUCUAAUUCAGAAAACAGAGUAAAGAAAAAUCAAGGAGUUGAUUAAUGGGUUGAUAUUGGGGAAGAAGAAGAAGAAAGGCGUGCGUAGUGUUGGUGUAAAAAUAGAUCGAUAGAAACAAGUUACCGACCAACAAUAAUCUACCUUAAAUCACGGUGAUUGAUUAAAAUGUUAACAUGUAUAACAUGUGCAAAGCAAACAGACGAGAAAGAGGAAGGAGGAGAGCGAGGAAGUGGGAAUGCUACUCCAAAUACAAAAGAAUCUGUUAAAGGCAUCACAGCCCAGAUAAAAGACAUGGCAUUGAAAUUUUCUGGUGCUUACAAACAAUGCAAACCAUGCACUAGCUCGGGUGAUUUUAAAAAAGGCGAGAGAUCAUAUGUGGACUAUGAUAGCGCAUCAGAAGGGGGUCGAUACUCUUACAUGCAACCCGGAAGUACAAGCUCUACACCAGCAUGGGAUUUUGGGAGCAGCACGUACCAUCGCGGUGUAAGAUCACACUCUAGGUUUGCAGGUGGUGGUUAUGGAAGGGAUAGAACUCCUAUAGGACGAGAUUCUAUUGCUGCUAGUGAUUUAGUGAUAGAGGAUGAGAAUGAACCCAAAGAAUGGAUGGCACAAGUUGAGCCGGGCGUGCAUAUAACAUUUGUUUCUCUGCCUAAUGGAGGAAAUGAUCUGAAACGAAUUCGAUUCAGCCGAGAUUUGUUCAACAAAUGGCAAGCUCAAAGAUGGUGGGGAGAGAAUUAUGAUAGAAUCAUGGAACUUUACAAUGUUCAAAGAUUCAAUAGACAAGCUCUUCAGACUCCUGCAAGAUCAGAUGAUGAGCCCAGAGAUUCCACUUUUACAAGAGUUGGAUCAGUGAUGGAGAGUCCUAUGACUAACAAGGAGUGGAUACCAAGAAAUUUUUACCAACCAGCCAGUAAAUCGUUUUUUCCUCCUGAGAGUUUAGAAUCCAGCUACAAUGCAGGAUUGAACGGGUAUGGCAUGGGUGGACCAAUGGAACCAUCACGAACAACGACCUCAUCUAGAGAUGAUGUGUCAGUUAGUAAUGCGAGUGAAUUGGAAACCGAAUGGGUUGAGCAAGAUGAGCCUGGGGUGUACAUUACCAUUAGACAGCUCGCUGAUGGCACCAGAGAACUUCGUCGAGUCAGAUUCAGCCGCGAAAAAUUUGGUGAAGUGCAUGCUAAAACAUGGUGGGAGCAGAAUAGAGAGAGGAUACAAACUCAGUACCUUUAAACCUUUUUUUUCCUUUUUAAGAAAAUUUUCCUCCUGGAGAGUUUGAUCAACGACGAAGGCUUAUGAGUUUUGGCUAAAUUACAGAUAAUGUCUUACAGAAAUGCGUUUAUAUACAUAUUUAUAUCAGUUAAAGUUUAUGUAGUGCCCUUCACAGUUGGGAUGCUCCUUUUAGCUUGGGAUGAUCAUGUUUUAUAAUGCCCUUAGCAUUUCUCAUUUGUAUUUCUUUUCCUUGAUACACCCAACAUUUCAGAAAAUUCUUUCAUUCUUUUAUCAUCACAAAUUUUGAUGUUUCUAAUUGAUGCUCGAAUACCUGGCCGGAGUGCAA